AUGAAGACUUUAAGGAUGUCAUCUUACGAAGAAAUUGCUAAGAACGCACGUCUGGCAGGCAAUAUAUUGAAAACAAUUUCCAAUAGCGACCGCUCCAAAAUUCUUUACAAGGUUCACGAUGGCCUAAAGGAAAAUUCAGCAGCAAUCGAAGCAGCUAAUCGUCUGGAUCUUCAAAUUUCCAAGAACAAUGGACUAUCUGAAUCGCUAGUAAAGAGACUGGAUCUGUUUAAGGGGGACAAGUUCGAAACUAUGUUACAAGGUAUUAAAGAUGUGGCCGACCUCGAGGACCCUGUGGGAAAAAUUAAAAUGGCGCGCGAACUUGAUGAUGGAUUGACUCUUUAUCAACUUACAGCACCAGUCGGUGUGAUUUUGGUUAUUUUUGAAUCUCGUCCAGAAGUGAUUGCAAACAUAACUGCGCUUGCAAUCAAAUCCGGAAAUGCCGGAAUUUUAAAAGGCGGCAGAGAAUCAGUAAAUACAUUUAGAGAAAUGGCUCGCAUCAUUAAUUCAACGAUAGCCAAGUUUGAGAAGGAAACCGGUGUUCCAGAAGGUGCAGUUCAGUUAAUUGAGACAAGAGACGAUGUUUCGAACUUGUUGAUGCAAGACCAGUAUAUUGAUUUAGUCAUUCCUCGUGGUUCCAACGCCCUUGUCAAACAAAUCAAAUCGUCAACAAAAAUCCCUGUGUUAGGGCAUGCCGAUGGUAUUUGCUCCAUUUAUCUAGAUGAGGAGGCCGAUUUGGAAAAAGCCAAGAGGAUCACUCUUGAUGCAAAAACAAACUAUCCUGCUGGCUGUAAUGCAGUGGAGACUUUAUUAAUAAAUAAGAAGUUUCCAAACUGGUAUGAAGUGCUACUGAAUUUAAGCAACGAAGGCGAUGUGACAGUUCAUGUCACAGAAGAAGUAAAAGAUGCUUAUGUUUCCAAAUUGAAGGAGUUGAAUAAAUAUAGUGCAAAAAUUGCAUCCAAAACUGUAGAUAUAAACGAAGAACAAGAUUUUGACGGCGAAUUUUUGUCUCUUGACUGUGCCGUUAAAUUUGUUUCAUCAACACAAAAUGCUAUUGACCACAUAAAUACCCACUCCUCUAAACACACUGAUGCCAUCAUAACAGAGAAUGAGCAUGACGCCGAGCUUUUCUUGAAAGGUGUCGAUUCCUCCGGUGUCUACUGGAAUGCAUCGACCAGGUUUGCUGAUGGUUUCAGAUACGGUUUUGGAACAGAAGUUGGGAUUUCUACUUCGAAAAUUCAUGCUCGUGGACCUGUUGGUUUAGACGGUCUUGUUACCUAUCAAUACCAACUUCGCGGAAAUGGACAAGUUGCAAGUGAUUAUCUGGGUGCUGGUGGUAAGAAAGCAUUUGUUCAUAAGGAUCUAGAUAUUAAAAAUAUUACCUUAUGA
This is a messenger RNA of Zygotorulaspora mrakii, 1386 nucleotides long. RefSeq names its product glutamate-5-semialdehyde dehydrogenase (gene PRO2). NCBI's taxonomy places the organism in Eukaryota, Fungi, Ascomycota, Saccharomycetes, Saccharomycetales, Saccharomycetaceae. Gene Ontology annotation, molecular function: glutamate-5-semialdehyde dehydrogenase (NADP+) activity; NADP binding. Bases 1 to 1386 code for a protein of 461 amino acids. The transcript has a single exon. The record is from RefSeq and is a predicted model, not a curated record.